GAUGACUGGUGGGAGGAGGAGACACUAGUGACCACCAGGAAAACAGCAACAUGCCAAGGCUGUGAGGAGAUCCCUUCUACAAGCCAGACAAAUAACCUCUCCCUCUCCGAUCCAUUAUUUUGAGUACCAUGAAGCUAGAAAUGAGCAUAAAGAAAUAACCCUGGAUACUUUAAAUUGAAUUAGUUAAGUUUGAUGGGCUUUAAAAGGGAAGUUGGGUGACCCGAGCUAAUGGAAAGAGAUGUCAAAAUACACAGCGAAGAGACAGAGGCCAAUGGAAACAUACAAAAUGAAACCAAGAAGUCAGCCAAAGGAGACUCUGCUUCCAUAACCAACCUCCAGAUUUCUGCUGGUGGUUGCCCCGGGUGUUGUGCAAGACAGGUCCAUCCCACCAAGCUGAACUGCGGACACAGCAUCGGCCAGCAAUGCCUGGCUGCACUGUGGGUGAACUCCAAUGCAAGCUGUUGUCCGCAACGCAGAAAGAAAUGGGAAGAGCCUCCAGUGGCCAGUGUUCCACCCAAGCAAGUGACUGCAAUGGUGUUUCCCAAGACUGUUGUAAAAAGAGGCUCGAUUCAGCAAAUCGGCGAUACAGGCCAUGGUCUCAAAGACUUUCACAAACGGGGAAAGGAUCAGAGAGUCAGCUGGCAAAGAGGCUGGGCACUUCCCUUUGGGUUUUUGGCUUGUUUAGCUACUGUGACAUUCACUUUGCAUGUUUAUCUCUGGAUCAGCAAUAAACAACCUGAACUGGAUCCUCUUGCUCAUCUGAAGGCUCCUUGCAGUCUAGGGAGCAGGAACUACAGUCCAGAGAACAGUAGCCACAAAGAAACCUUUCUGUUACAGCUGGAGAAUCUCAAAUUACUGAAGCCAAAGCAAAAGCUGCCAAAAGACCUCUGGGAAUUCAAAGCUGCAAAACCUAAGCCAAUGCUAUUUCUGCUGCAUGCACUGAAUGCCUCUCCAAGGCUGGGAAUACUGUAUAUCUACUACUUUGAUUACACAGAAAGCUUUCUGCCUUUCAUUCAUACCGUGUGCCCUGUACAACAGAGGCACAAAAUGGGAACAGGCAAGAAACUUUCACACCUUAGACCUCCUACUUGGGGACAAUGGAGAAAGCUUCUUUUCAAGCUCAUACUAGCCUAUCAAUUAGUUGCUGAGUUUGCAUGGAGUUGGCUAGGGAUUCACUACUGGACAUCAUGGUUUAUUAUUAUUAAUGCCAUGUUACUCUCCUGUUUGGAAUUACUGUCAGUCUGGAGUCUCUGGUUAAGGAAAGAACUGAAGACUAUUCCAUGGAGAAUGUGGCAGCAUUUCUGGCAUGUGUCCAUACAGGGACUUGCUGGUGCCAUUUUGUGGUACGUUAUUCCUCCAUUUGUCUGGGACUGUGCGUUUUACUGGAAGGUGUACUGUAGCCCCAUCAUGAACUUGCACAAUGUAGUGAGAGAGUUAAGGCAUUUGGAAUCGCGAGUACUAUAAUAAAGAUGAGAGAGAGCUCAUUGUGGGGAAAACGGUAUCUGAGCCUGCCUGAACUCCGAAGGUGGGAAGGCAGGCCCUUUUCCCUCUUAGGGGG
Messenger RNA from Alligator mississippiensis (American alligator), 1558 nucleotides. RefSeq names its product bifunctional apoptosis regulator-like. Bases 229 to 1464 code for a protein of 411 amino acids. The record is from RefSeq and is a predicted model, not a curated record. Lineage: Eukaryota; Metazoa; Chordata; Crocodylia; Alligatoridae. The transcript has a single exon.